CUUUGUUCUGUUCACUUAUUGCUAAUAGCAUGCCGGUAGAUAAGUGCCCCGCACACGUCCAAGGCUGCUCCUGAUCCCAAUGAGACACAAGAGUCAUGUUCAGUGUUGCAGGCACGCAGAGGACCACGACGGGCCCUCUGCUUUGAAAAACGUGCGGAAAAUAGAUAAGGUCUCCGUACAAAGCCGGAAUGCAUUUGUUGAUUUGCGGGGAUUUGUGAGAGCAGCAGCUGUCCCGACGGACACGGCAGAGCAAAACGGCAUUGUGGGAACGAUGGAUGCCGUCUCUUUCUGUUUUUUGUUGUUUCUCUGAACACUUGCAGCCACGUACUGUAUGUACGUCUUCAUCCCCACCUGACUGGACCGUUUGUUUUCCUUUGCCGAUGGAAGUGCAACCAGUGUCCGCUCUCUCUCUCUCUCCCCCCCAGUGGAGGUAAUUCCUUUUUUAAAGCGCUCACACUGUGCCAGGGGUCAGAGGUGCACCCAAACACGGCAUCUAAAGUUCCAACCCGGGCCUUUUAUUCCUCUCUUCAGUCACAGCGGUCAAUUCCUGACUCGGCACAUUUGCUUCCACGUAACCCAGCUUAUUAUUGAAAGCGUCACGUAGCCAUAACAAAACUUUGUUUUAACGAUAGCGGGGGAGCUUCACCAGGAAGGUGUUGGAUUGUGAAACGACGGACAUGAAAGAGCAAGUGCUCGCGUGUUGUGACGUUCUCAUGGAGCGUACGGGGCCGUGUGUGAGCGGGAGGCGGCAGUCUAAAGAGAUCCGGAGUGUGGAGACGUGCCCCUGCUGACUCCGGGAAGUAAAGAGAUGAUGUCACAGGCCCUGAAGGCCACCUUCAGCGGCUUCACGAAGGAACAGCAGCGGCUGGGCAUUCCCAAAGAUCCCAGACAGUGGACGGAGAACCACGUGGCCGCGUGGCUAACGUGGACGGUGAACGAGUUCAGUCUUAAGAAUGUCGACUUUGACAAGUUCUGCAUCAACGGAGCCAGCCUGUGUGCGAUGGGCAAGGAGCGUUUCCUGGACCUGGCGCCGGACUUCGUGGGCGACAUCCUUUGGGAACAUCUCGAAAUGCUUCAGAAAGAGGAUGCAAAGCAUUACCCCAUCAAUGGACUGACCUCCAACUUCCAGGAAUCCCGUUAUACCUCAGACUACUUUGUCAGCUACGGUGUUGAGCAUGCUCAAUGUGUCCCUCCUUCUGAAUACUCAGAGCCCGGCUUCAUCACCGAGUCCUACCAGACGCUCCAUCCCAUCAGCUCGGAGGAACUGCUGACGCUCAAGUACGAGAGCGAAUACCCCGCCGCCAUCCUCCGGGACACGCCCCUCAACCCGCUGCAAGGGGACUACUUCACCGUCAAGCAGGAGGUGGUGUCAUCCGACAACAUGUGCGUGGGACGCCUCAGCAGAGGUAAGCUCGGUGGCCAGGACUCCUUCGAGAGCAUCGAGAGCUUCGAGAGCUGCGACCGGCUGACCCAGUCGUGGAGCAGCCAGUCCUCGUUCAGCAGCCUGCAGCGGGUACCGUCGUACGACAGCUUCGACUCGGAAGACUACCCCGCCGCCUUGCACGGCCACAAGCCCAAGGGCACGUUCAAAGACUACGUGAGGGAGCGCUCGGACCUCAGCAAGGACAAACCCGUCAUCCCAGCGGCAGCGCUGGCAGGCUACACCGGCAGCGGCCCCAUCCAGCUGUGGCAGUUUCUCCUGGAGCUUCUGACCGACAAGUCGUGCCAGUCCUUCAUCAGCUGGACAGGCGACGGCUGGGAGUUCAAGCUUUCUGACCCAGAUGAGGUUGCUCGGAGGUGGGGCAAGAGGAAAAACAAGCCCAAGAUGAACUACGAGAAGCUGAGCCGCGGACUACGCUACUACUACGACAAGAACAUCAUCCACAAGACAUCGGGGAAGCGCUACGUGUACCGCUUCGUCUGUGACUUAAAAAGCCUGCUGGGCUACACUCCCGAGGAGCUGCACGCCAUGUUGGACGUAAAGCCCGAUACGGACGAGUGAGAGCGGGGACCGAGGCGGGACGUGAAGACGAAGGUUUAGCAGACAUGGACCGGGGCUCAUGAAGUGGUCUUAACUAUUUUGAUAGUCGGUUAACCGUUUUUCUUGUGUGGUUUUUUUGGGCGGGGGGGGGGGGGGGGGGGGGACCAAAAACAUGUUUUUAAUGACUUAACUUCGGUCUUUGUCAAUUUCAAGUUCCUGUCUCUCAGACGGUGUUUAGAAAAAAAGAGCGGAAAAAAAAACAGAGGGCACAAAGCCAGACGCCUGUAUUCAUACCCUGUUGCAUUCGAGAUGUCUGAGUGUGUGUGUGAGGGUGUGUGUGUGUGUGGUCAUGUACCUGUAUUAUUUAGCAGCUCAAGGCAGACGGAGCACUAUCGGGUGGAGUUCAGCCUCCGUUGGCCUCAGUAGCACAGCGGGGAGACGGGAGGAGACAGAAACCCCCAGAGAGCCGAGACAGAAAAUAAUAGAUUAAUUUAAUUGUCGGGGAGGAAGAGCUGGCGGAAGGUUACCGCGAAGAGAGAGAGAGAGAGAAAAGAAAGAAGGGUUGCCUAGAAUUUU
Messenger RNA from Pseudoliparis swirei, 2557 nucleotides. It is a transcript of the gene ets1, whose product is annotated as v-ets avian erythroblastosis virus E26 oncogene homolog 1. The record is from RefSeq and is a predicted model, not a curated record. The transcript has 8 exons. Gene Ontology annotation, cellular component: nucleus. Gene Ontology annotation, biological process: cell differentiation; regulation of transcription by RNA polymerase II. Bases 809 to 2002 code for a protein of 397 amino acids. Gene Ontology annotation, molecular function: DNA-binding transcription factor activity, RNA polymerase II-specific; sequence-specific DNA binding. Lineage: Eukaryota; Metazoa; Chordata; Actinopteri; Perciformes; Liparidae.